Molecule: messenger RNA, 3594 nt
Organism: Hypanus sabinus (Atlantic stingray)
Lineage: Eukaryota; Metazoa; Chordata; Chondrichthyes; Myliobatiformes; Dasyatidae
Gene: entrep1
Product: family with sequence similarity 189 member A2
Exons: 11
Coding region: 161-1858 (565 amino acids)
Cellular component (GO): membrane
Source: RefSeq, a predicted model, not a curated record
CCCCUUCCUCCUCCUGCUCCUGGAAGCGUGUAGGGUGGAGAGGGAGGGCGGCGAGUUUUCAACACGGCGUUCUGAAAGAACUUUUAGACUAGCACUGUGCUGGGGUUGUGUGAGUCUUGGGACCUCUCUCCCUCUCCUUGCUGCCUGUCCUUGCUGCUGGAUGUCACUGCCGGUAGUCUUGCCCAGUUCUUGCCCCGUGGUUGCCGGUGCAGCCGGCGGAGAUCCCUCACUGCGCUGCCGAGGUCGUUGGGCUCCGGGAGCGCUGCCCCAGAAUCCUGGGAGCAACCCCGGGCGCCAGGCGGUAUCCAGCCCGCUCUACGGCCGCUCCCUCUUCGCCCUGGGACUGCUGCAGAUCGCCUUGGGCUUUUCCGUCGUCUCGCUCAGCUUCGGGGCGCUGUCCCUCACCGAAUCCCCCAAUGUCAGGAACUCGUGUCCUUUCUGGGCAGGCUCUUCGGUAAUUCUUUCAGGCAUCCUGGGAUUAACUACAUGGAAAAGGCCAAUGCUGCUUUUGGUCAACCUGUUCAUCCUGCUGUCUGUCGUCUGCGUUCUGCUGAACUUGGCCGGAUUCGUGCUCGCGUGCCAGAGCGCACAGUUUGUGUCUGGUAUUGUGGACUGUAAGCUGGUCAAGAUUAUUGAGGGUAGUAGUUGCUUCUGCUGUGAAGACAGCCAGGCAACGAAAUGCAACAGUAAGAAGGAAAUAUUGAUAUUAUAUCCAGUUCUCUCCGUGACAUGUGACACUGUUCGCCUUGUGCUUAAGGACCUCCUCUUUGCCAUUUGUGUGCUCAAUGCAUUGACCACCACAGUAUGUGUUGUAGCUGCAGCUUUACAGUAUCUCCAGAUCUUCGCAGGCAGGCGACCUCAGGCGAUUGAAGCCCCAGUACCCCAAGAAGAGUCGGAGGGUACACCCCAGAUUCCGGAUCUGGAUGAAUUUGUUCCUCCCAUCCCGCCUCCUCCAUACUUUUCCACUUUCUGCUCCUACAGUCCCAGGAUUAAUCCACGGAUUCUUAGCAAUGAUGUAAUUCCUUUGACGCAUAUCUAUGCCUCCAGGAUGAAAGGGAUUGAAGUGUUUUGUCCUGUGGAACCCCCUCCCCCUUAUGAAGCAGUUGUGAGGGACCAAAAUAGUGAGCAGGUUCCAAGCUUGGUGAAUUCGAGGACAACAGGGACAGAACUGGAGAGAACAUCAUGUGCAGCUUCUGACGACAGCAAUGGUCCAAGUUGCUCCCUCAGCGACCCCCUACAGCUGUGCAUCGUGCACCCAGCCCGCAGCAGGAAUUCUGAAGCAGGAUGCAGGAAGUCAAGCAGGUCUGGCAUGAGGAGAUCAAACAGUGACCCAGUGCUCCAGGAACUAGUAAUAGAAGAACUGGUCGUGAGCUGUGAGGCCUCAACACAAACCGACGAGAGGGCCGAGGUUCAGCUUGUGACCUUGCGCAGAGGCCACAGGUUGAGAAGCCCCAGGUCAAGGCCAAGGUCACUGGUGGAUUACACCAGCUACAGAGACACCAAGUUGUUGGUGGCCAGCUUCUUAAAGCAUUCAUCAUGCAGCAUGACUCCUGAGGUGCAGGAACUGGUGGACAGUAUUAGGUCAGUGUUACAGUCAGAUGAGGAACACAUGGAAGAGGCUGUGGCGAGUGCCAAUAUUCUUGACCAGGCGAUCACAGGCAGCUUGCAACACACCGUAAUGCGCAGGGAGAUGGCCCAGACACAAGGGCGCACACGGCUACUCCAUCUACAAAGCUGUGGAGAUCUGAGCACGUGUGCUGUUGGCGAGCAGCGGCCGGUAACCCAAGGAAGGGUGGUCAAAGGUCAGCAGGAAAGGCCCCACAGUCUCGCCGGUGUGAUACAAGAGACAGUGCUGUAAGCAUGCCAAACAUUUCUGAGUGCGAUUUGAGCCAAAACUCUGUCUGAAAGCUGAAGCAACAAAUGCCAGGAUGGCUAUAACUUCAAGAUGAUAGUGCAAUACGAAGAGGAGAAGCUUAAUUAGAGCCAUACCUAACAUACUGGAAAUCAACAUGUGACUAUAAUAAGGUGCAGCACAAACUCCAAGUGCCCUUAACUCAAAUGACGAAUUAAUAAAAUUUGCCGUUUAUGAUGUUGAAAUGUUUAGUUGUUCAGAUUCCUCAGCUCUUAUUGUCAUUAAGUUAAAUCUCUUGACACUUACUGCCCAGUUUCUAUAGAGAAAUUGCAGUGACCUACCCUGUUCCUUGCGUCUUGAUUUAAAACAGAAAUUGAGGAGUUACCCUCCGGAACAGGUAAAAACUGAAAUAACUCUGAUGAUUUCUGUUACUUCUACUGCACUGAAUUAUCAAAGUACCUCGUUGUCUUCAAAAUGGGGUUCUUCUCUGCAGACGCAGAGUGCCGACCACAACAGAAGCAAAUAAAUUUGACAUACAAAUGUUGCAUUUUAUAAACUCUCCAAAUGUGUUUUGCUGCUGUUUACACAUUUCAGAUGCAACAGUUAUACCUUCAGCCUUAUUCAUCUCUUUCUGAUUGAAAACUAAUUAAUGAAAUCCUAUGAGCUGCUUAGGACAGAAAAGACCCAGUGGUACAUUUGUGUGACAAAAUCACCUCUGUUGCACUUUACAGCAAUUUAUAAUUUAAAGUUUAGUAAAUGUGUGUAUGUAUAUAUACACAUACGCACACAUAUAUACACGCAAACUGUAUAAUCAUCUUGCUGCAUGUUAGGCUACCCACACACUGAGAAAUAUGUAUGAAGAAAAUUUACAUUUCACUGUUUGGUCUCUACCCAAAACUGGAGACAGGUGUCCUCUGCCACUGUUAACAAUAUACUACUGUAGAACAGUGGCUCCCCUAUGUCAAACUCUUGUCCUGUGUAAACAGAUGGAAUUGCAUUCUGAAGAGGGACUGAGAAACUUCACCUGCCAUAUUUUGGCUGAAAGUAUUGGUUACCACAUUUCCUACAACUGCUGCGUUUACCUGUAUUCCAGCAUCCACGUGACUUCUAUCUUGAGAGAUUUGUUCCAGCUUGAUACUCUCACACCAGAAAAGUCAACAAAGAAUAGUUACAGUAAAUUUACUUCCAUCAUUGUAAAAGUCACCAUCUUAAAUAACUUACAGUAAUCUUUUGUUACAAAAGUCAGCAAAAGGUUCUUUGUCAACAGGAAAUUAAGAUGGUGCACAGUCGUUUCUGAUAAGUUUUAUUGGUCAAGAAUUGUGAGACACAUGCCCUGUGCUAACAGUGCCUAAACACUGUAACAGAGGUAAAUACAUGCAACACACAGCACAGCAGCUACAGAGAGGCAAUAUGUGGAAACGUCAGUCACAGGACAGACGUGUAGUAAACUGAAACAGGAAGGUCAGCAAGAAUCUCGGGGGUAUUUGCACGCCCUCCUCCACAGGUACAAUCCAAUCACACUGUUCGAACAUCAGCUCAGGUGAAAUCAGUCACGUGCUGCUAGUUUUGUGUUUCAAACUUAGUAAAAAGUAGCAAAGUUACUAACAGGCCCUUUCUCAAGGCACUUUCAGACAAACCAAACCGUACCUCAGAUAUUAUUACACAGUGGCUUAAUAUAUCAAAGGGAUGAGUAAAUGUACUGAAAAUGGACAAGUACUAAUGGCAGAAAACCAAAAUAAAAA